Messenger RNA from Grammomys surdaster, 1820 nucleotides. Its product is annotated as cytochrome P450 2C55-like. Lineage: Eukaryota; Metazoa; Chordata; Mammalia; Rodentia; Muridae. The transcript has 9 exons. Gene Ontology annotation, biological process: xenobiotic metabolic process. Gene Ontology annotation, cellular component: cytoplasm; intracellular membrane-bounded organelle. Gene Ontology annotation, molecular function: oxidoreductase activity, acting on paired donors, with incorporation or reduction of molecular oxygen, reduced flavin or flavoprotein as one donor, and incorporation of one atom of oxygen; heme binding; iron ion binding. The record is from RefSeq and is a predicted model, not a curated record.
GAAGAGAAAGCUGCAAUGGAUCCAGUCCUGGUCCUGGUGCUUACUCUCUCCUGUCUGCUUCUCCUCUCACUCUGGAGACAGAGCUCUGGGAGAGGGAAGCUCCCUCCUGGCCCUACUCCUCUCCCCAUUAUUGGAAACAUCCUUCAGAUAGAUGUAAAGGACAUCAACAAAUCCAUUUAAAAAUUCUCAAAAGUCUAUGGCCCUGUGUUUACCCUGUACUUUGGUCCAAAGCCUACUGUGGUGGUACAUGGAUAUGAAGCAGUAAAGGAAGCUCUGAAUGACCUGGGAGAGGAGUUUUCUGGGCGGGGUGUCUUCCCAAUUGUUGAAAAAGUGAAUAAUCACCUUGGGGUCAUUUUCAGCAAUGGGAAAAAAUGGAAGGAGCUUCGGCGCUUCUCACUUAUGACCUUGAGGAAUUUUGGGAUGGGGAAGAGGAGCAUUGAAGAUCGCAUUCAAGAGGAAGCAUCUUGUCUUGUGGAAGAACUAAGAAAAACAAAUGGCUCACUCUGUGAUCCCACAUUCAUCCUGAGCUGUGCUCCUUCCAAUGUGAUCUGUUCAGUUAUUUUCCACAAUCGUUUUGAUUAUAAAGAUAAGAAUUUUCUUAACUUGAUGGAGAAAUUAAAUGAAAACUUUAAAAUCUUGAACUCCCCAUGGAUGCAGGUCUGCAAUGCUAUCCCUGCCUUUAUUGAUUAUCUCCCAGGAAGCCAUAACAAAGUAAUUAAAAAUUUUGCUGAAAUAAAAAGUUAUAUUUUGAGGCAAAUAAAAGAACAUCAAGAAACACUGGACAUGGACAAUCCUCGGGACUUCAUUGACUGUUUCCUGAUCAAAAUGGAACAGGAAAAACACAAUCCCCAUUCGGAGUUUACUAUUGAAAGCUUGGUGGCUACUGUAACUGAUAUGUUUGUAGCUGGAACAGAAACCACAAGCACUACCCUGAGAUAUGGACUCUUUCUCCUACUGAAACAUACAGAGGUCACAGCUAAAGUCCAGGAAGAGAUUGAUCAUGUGAUUGGCAGACACAGGAGUCCUUGCAUGCAGGACAGGACCCACAUGCCCUACACAGAUGCAAUGGUGCAUGAGAUCCAGAGAUACAUUGACCUUGUUCCCAACAAUGUGCCCCGUGCAGCUACUUGUAAUGUGAAAUUCAGAAAUUAUAUAAUUCCCAAGGGUACAGACUUAAUAACAUCCUUGACUUCUGUGCUCCAUGAUGACAAUGAAUUUCCAAACCCAGAAGUAUUUGACCCUGGCCAUUUUCUGGAUGAGCAUGGGAACUUUAAGAGGAGUGACUAUUUCAUGCCUUUCUCAGCAGGAAAGCGAAUGUGCGUGGGAGAGGCCCUGGCUCGCAUGGAGCUGUUUCUGCUUCUGACCACUAUUGUACAGAAUUUUCACCUGAAAUCUUUAGUUGAUACAAAGAACAUUGACACUACUCCAUUGCCCAAUACAUCUGGCUAUGGACCACCUUCAUACCAGCUGUACUUCAUUCCUCGUUAAAGCAGAACACACGUGCUGCUGCUAUACUGGUAUCUGUGACUUCUCAGGGGGCACUUCCCACAUCCUCUCCACUAUUAGGGACAUAUCUCUCAUUUCUCCUCUCACAUCUCUUCAUUCUCCCACAAUCCAUUGAACAUCUACCUUUCUUAAGAAAGUUUCCCUGAGUUAUCAUGCAAGUCCGUCCACUGCCCCCUUGAGGCUGUAGCACUUGUAUUGACUAUGCACUGUACUAAGACAUGUGCUGGGUUAUUAAUAUGAGUGUAAUACAGAAGAGUUCAACUGAGAGUCAUCUUUGCUCUGGUUGAUUCAAAAUAAAUGGAAUUAUUAAUUAA